This is a messenger RNA of Engraulis encrasicolus (European anchovy), 4892 nucleotides long. RefSeq names its product pecanex 4 (gene pcnx4). Lineage: Eukaryota; Metazoa; Chordata; Actinopteri; Clupeiformes; Engraulidae. The record is from RefSeq and is a predicted model, not a curated record. Bases 389 to 4096 code for a protein of 1235 amino acids. The transcript is spliced from 12 exons. Gene Ontology annotation, cellular component: membrane.
UGAAGAUCACUUUGACGAAUCAGUCCGGGUCUAGAUUAUUAAAUUUCGCGUCAUCAUUAAAUGUACAUCGUAAAUUAAUUAUGUUAAAAUGUGGAGUGUUUACUGAUGAGACGAUACGAUACCUACAUCGGUAAGAAAAAGGACGAGCCGGCUUCCUCAAUCCUCAUGCAGCUGUGCUUCGGCACCCCGGCCCAAGUCAACCAGUGGUUCCGAAUCUUGGCUGAACCGUUGCUGCCAUCCACGACAGAGAAAUGGCCUGUCUGCGUGACUUCAUCAUCAUGAGACAUGAUUUCAGCAGAGCGGAGGUGAUCCAGCUUUAGCUUUACUGCAUGGAGGUGAGCGGCAGCUGCUACUGCCUCCUAGUCCCUGGCAGCCGGCGUCGUUCACCAUGGGGCCCGAGGUUCCCCUGCUCAACGACUACAAGCAGGAGUUCUUCUGGAAGCGAUUCCCGCAGACACUGCUGGGGGGGCCCCGGCUCAAGCUGGGCUACUGCGCCCCGCCGUACGUCUACCUGCACCAGCUGCUGCUGUUCCUCACGCCCUGCAUGCUGGGCGGGGUGGGCACCGCGCUCUACCAGGUAGGCGUGCUGGGCGAUGCCUACGCCGCCACUCUCUCGGGCGGACUCAUGCUGGCCGUGGCGGCCGUGCUGCAGACGCUGGCGCAGUGCGUGGCGCGGAGGACCGGCGUGGUCCAGCGCCUGUCGGCGCAGCAGAACAACAUCUUGGCGGACGAGGAGGAGGUGGAGUUCUCACACUGCGUGGCGCCGGAGACCGUGCGCUUUGUCGUGCCGGGCAAGAAGUUCAUCGUGAACGUGGUCCUGCACACGCUGUUGGCGGGCAUGCUCUGCGGGCUGGGCACCUGGUACCUGCUGCCCGGGAGCCUGAGCUCGCUGUACGGGGGCAUGGGGGCUGCCAUGCCCGUCUUCGCUCUGAGCUGGGUGACGCUGUGCAGCGGGGAGUACGCCCUGAUUGUCAACACGCCCCCAGAGACGGCCACCUUCCAGCCCCAGGACACCUAUGAGAUCACAGCACUCACCAGGCCUCUCUACAUCCUCAUCUUCAUAGCCGUCGACCUGGUAUACAGGUUGACUGACCCCAUGAAUGAGCUGCGUCUGGCGUGCCAGGUGCUGCACGGGGUGUUUGUGGUGCUGCCGGUGCUGUGGGCGCUGGGCACGCUGCCCCCUCCGGAUGCCCUGCUACUCUGGGCCAUGGAGCAGGUGCUGGUGCUGGGGCUCGGAGGCUCGCCCAUGGCCACGAACCUCAGGCUUCUGGUGAUGUUCCUGAUCUCGGCCAGUGUGGCGGUGAGCGCCUACUUCAUCCCGUCCUCCCUGGGGGUGGUCCUCUUCACCGUCGCCAUGGGAUACCUGCUCAGCCAAGACGGCAGCCAAUUGGGGGCCCUGUGUGGGCGCGUGCGUCCCCAGGCUAGAGCCCUCUCUCUCGGCCUCAAGGGCCUGCCACUGGGCUUGCUCUUCCUGGCCGGGUCGAUGGCCGACGGGGGGCUGCUCCACUACUACCUCUACGAGCCCUUCAAUCAGACCGUGAACGUCACCACCCUGGAGGAGGACGCCGCCGGAGCUCCCGUAGAGGUUCUCCCCUCCGUCAGGCUCCAGGGGCCUCAGGCUGCCGUGGGCUACGUCCUCAUCUGUCUGUUCCUGCUAAGCCGGGGCCUGAGGGAGAUCCAAGGGGUGUUUGUACUGGGAGGGACCCUGCGGAAUCCGCUGUACCCCAGGCAGACGGGCUGCUCACAGGCCUUCAGACGCAGCAGCAGGGGGCUCCUGCUGGCUGGCUACCUCAGGAGAGCCCUGCUUCAUCUGGUGGCCCCGUUUGCCAUGAUUGCGUUCCUCGCCUUGGAUGCAUCUUUGCAGGAUCUUCACACGGCAUCACUUGCGGUGGGCUUCACGCGAGCUUUCAGAAUGGUGUGGCAGAGCUCGGAUGAAGCUCUUCUCCAGAUGGUGAUUGUGGUGCUGGCCAGGCUGGGCUCUGGAGGGGCACCGGCUACAGGAUGGCACGGCCUGGGCACAGGCAUACAGCUGCUGGUGAUUGGCUUGCUGAUUGACCGCGCCUCCCAGUUCGUCUCCAAGCUGCGCUUUGCCCUCACCGUCAUCGUCACCUCCUGGACAGAGACCAAGCAGCGGCGCCAGUCCACCAGUGCCAUGCUGGUGGUGAACGCUGUGCUCUUCCCCCUCCUGCUGGCGGAGCUGGUGCUGUCCGCUCUGCUCUCGGCACCCCUGCUGCCCCUCUUCACCCUGCCCAUCUUCCUGGUUGGCUUCCCCAGGCCGCUGCGCUCCUGGCCGGGCACCCCGGGCACGGCCUGCCCCUGCCCAGACUCUGUGUACUACCAGCAGCUCAGCACCCGGCUGGCGUCUGCUCUCAGAGGGGCGAUCGCGUGUGGAGCUCUUGGUGCCGCCCCGCCUGGCUCCCACUUCCUGUGUCGUUUCCAGGAUCGGGUGAUGUGGCUCACCGUGCUAGAGCGAGGUUAUGGCUACUGCACCCUCAACAUCAAGGGUCUGGAGCUGCAGGAGACGUCGUGCCACACCCUGGAGGCGCGCCGCAUGGACGAGGUGUUUGAGGCGGCGCUGGCCCAUCACGCCCCCGCGGCCCAAAGCCCCUGCUGCCGCCAGCUGCUGCAGCUCAACCCCCACUGGGGCAACACCCUCACCCCGCGCUGCGCUCUGCCCGUACGCCUCUACUCGGACGCCCGCAACGUGCUCACGGGCAUCAUCGACUCGCACGAGCACCUGCGCAAGCUGCGCGGCGACUACGUGAAGGUGCUGCUGUGGCUGCUACUUCAGCGCUGUGCACAGAGGGACCGACUCACGCCCCAGCAGCUCCAGGAGAAGGUGCCCCUCUCUCCUGGUGCCAACAGCAGCAGUUCCCUGCACGCCCUGAGGCAGCGCGACACACAGGUCUCCACCCACGUGGCCCCCUCCCACCCCUCGUUCUCCUCCUCCUCCUCCUCCACCUCUUCGUCCUCCUCCACUUCGCCGGACCAGCGCGGCAGCCUCAGCUCCUCCGCCGACUGGCUGGACGACGACGACCUGUUCGGGCCGCAGGUGGUGGCGCGCCGCCUGGCCCAGCAGCCACAGCCCCAGGAGAGGAACUUCUCCCUGCCGGGCUCCGUGGAGGUGCUGAGUCUUUACGAGAACAUGGCGCUGUCCGCCCUGCCCCCGCUGAGGCCGCUUGGCCUGGGCAUGCCAGCGGCGGACCGCGGUAGUAGCGGCGGAGGGCUCCACGAAGACCCCUCCUCACAGGGACCAGGGCAGCAGCAGCAGGGACAGCAGGGGCUGCAGCGUCGCUUCAGCGGCCCCCACUCGCAGCUUCUGCCUGGGGAGUGGCGCACGGCCCCCCUGGCCCCGCCGCAGAUGCAGCAGCUGCAGCCACUGGUGCCCUCGGACUGGUUCCACUUCGCGGUGGGCCGGGCGCUGCUGGCCUCAGCGGGGGGUCCGCACGCCGUGACGCUGCUGCAGGAGGAGAGGGACUCGCUGGAGCUCUUUGGGCAGGUGGCCCUGUCCUGCCUGGUGGCCCUGGGGCUGGAGGGGGAGCUGCCCAGCCCUGGCCUGGUGUUCCGGCUGUAUGGCGGGGGCGCCCCCUGGAGCGAGGCUCUGGACUGGCUGAAGGGAAGGAGGGAACUACACCAGCUGGCACUCAAAGCAUUUAGGUACAGUUUCAAGCUGCUGUUUGACCAGGCUAGUCUGGGCCCCAUAGACAGCCCUGAGGAGCUGCAGGCCACCCUGGAUGAGUACGAGCACCACUGGUACAUCGGCACGGCCUCAGACCACGGCUGGCAGGAGAGCGUACGCCAGGAGAAGCCUUUCCUCUUCUCCCUGGGCCACGACCUCGCCAUGGGGACGUACACGGGUCGGGUGCUGACCCUGCAGGAGCAGCUGGUGUACGUGGGCCAGGUGUGUGCGGAGGGGGUGCGGGGCCAGUGGGCCAACCUGUCCUGGGAGCUGCUGUACGCCACCAACGACGACGAGGAGCGCUACAGCAUCCAGGCUCACCCGGUGCUCCUGCGCAACCUGACCGUGCAGGCUGCAGACCCGCCCCUGGGGUACCCCAUCUUCUCAUCCGCCCCGCUGCACCUGGCCUGCCUCUAGCACCAAGUCUCCUCUCCACAACAUGCACACAUAUGAUGCCACAAAAUCAUGGAAGGAACUGGUUGUUGUUGUGUGAUGCCAAAAACUGAUUCCAGUUGUAGUUGUGGAUUGUUUUUGUAUGUAUAUUGGAAGAGCACCUUUAAGGUUCUCUUACUUUCUGGGAAGCAAAGGAGCCCUACGCUUACCUUGGCAGCAACAUUUACAACGUGUACCUGCUUCUCCUUUUGCCCAGGGGCAGAGAGACCUCAGACAAUUGAGCACUUAAUAAAGCAUGGCAUGGCUAAAUCAGGACCCAGUGUAUGUGAGAAAGGCGAAGAAGUCCCUUUUCAAAGGUUUUUACACUAACGGCACCUUUCUCUGACCGUCUGCAGGACUACUGGAAAUCUACAGCAGUUCUCUCCCUUUUAAAUGUGAACAGCAUCAAAUGGCCAUAUUUAUUACAUUCUCUCUUGAUAUAGACCGUCUGCUCUGCAUCACAGGGAUUCUUUUCAAUACCAUUCCCUGUUGCAUUCCAAUAUGCAGACUUCCGUCCUCCACUUGUGCUUGUGGCCUCGCGUUUUGCUGACUUAACACCUCCGCGGAGAAAACAAUGAAGUUUCCCCGCUGUCAGACUAGCCACAACAACUUGCAAAUGAGGAAAUGACAUUAGAAUUGCAAUUAGAUAUUGAAUUAAUUUUCUAUCAUCUGUGACAUCAUCAUGAGAUCACAAGAAGGCAAGUGAGCAAGGAAGGAUGGAAGUCUGCAUAUUGGAAUUCACCCACUGACCCCUCAACCCCCCUCCCUCCUUGAACACUAA